This is a messenger RNA of Vigna unguiculata (cowpea), 1360 nucleotides long. Its product is annotated as UDP-glucose 4-epimerase GEPI42-like. Gene Ontology annotation, biological process: galactose metabolic process. NCBI's taxonomy places the organism in Eukaryota, Viridiplantae, Streptophyta, Magnoliopsida, Fabales, Fabaceae. Gene Ontology annotation, molecular function: UDP-glucose 4-epimerase activity. Gene Ontology annotation, cellular component: cytosol. The record is from RefSeq and is a predicted model, not a curated record.
AAAAAGGGUGACGAGAAGAGAAGAGUAGUUUAAAUGAGGUUGGAAUCGGAGAAGGGAAAGUUGUGAGGAAAGAAGUUUGAGAAGAUGGUGUCCCCGAUGUCAACGAUUCUGGUGACGGGUGGGGCGGGCUUCAUCGGAUCCCACACGGUGCUCCAGCUUCUCAAACAGGGUUUCCGGGUUACCAUUAUCGACAACCUCGACAACUCCGUCAUCGAAGCCGUUCACAGGGUUCGCCGUCUUGUCGGUCCUCACCUUUCCAACAACCUCACCUUCUGUCACGGCGACCUCCGCAAUCCCAACGAUUUGGAGCCACUUUUCUCUCAGACCAAGUUUGACGCUGUCAUCCACUUCGCCGGCUUAAAGGGUGUUGGAGAAAGCGUUGCAAAGCCCCGGCGUUACUACGACAACAAUGUGGUGGGCACUAUCAACCUUUUUCAGGCAAUGGCUAAAUUUAACUGCAAAAACAUGGUUAUUUCCUCCUCCGCCACUGUUUACGGCCAACCCCAUCAAGUUCCAUGCGUGGAGGAGGACUUGCAUUUGCACGCCAUGAAUCCCUACGGAAGAACCAAGCUCUUUGUUGAAGAAAUUGCCAGAGACAUUCAGAGAGCAGAGGGAGAUUGGAGAAUCAUUCUGCUGAGGUACUUCAAUCCGGUUGGGGCUCACGAGAGUGGGCAGAUUGGGGAAGAUCCAAGGGGUAUCCCCAAUAACCUCAUGCCUUACAUUCAUCAGGUUGCUGUUGGAAGAUUGCCCGAGCUCAAAGUUUAUGGUGAUGAUUAUCCCACCAAGGAUGGCACCCCGAUCCGGGAUUAUAUCCAUGUAAUGGACUUGGCAGAUGGUCACAUUGCUGCCCUUCGAAAGCUUUUUGCAACAGACAACAUUGGUUGUACUGCCUAUAAUUUGGGAACUGGGCGUGGCACAUCGGUGCUUGAAAUGGUUGCUGCAUUUGAAAAAGCUUCCGGCAAGAAAAUUUCGAUGAAAAUGUGUCCCAGGAGACCAGGAGAUGCUACUGCUGUGUAUGCAUCCACGGAGAAAGCUGAGAAAGAACUUGGUUGGAAGGCAAAAUACGGUAUAGAGGAAAUGUGCAGGGACCUAUGGAACUGGGCGAGCAAAAAUCCAUGGGGAUACCAGGGGAAACACUAGCUUCAUCCCAGACACGACACGUGUGCCUUGUCGUUUUCGGAUUCUUCCACUAUACCAUAUCAUCUUCACUAAUAAUAUUUCAUCUUUCUUCUGUUGAUUCAAUUGAUUGAUUCUUUACACUAUCUUAGCCUAAAUAUUUGUCUGAUUUUGAUUUCUGAUAUUGUAGAAAGCAGAACUUCUGAGUUAUAUAUGAGAGCCAAUUAAAUUAUUUUCCAUCAAA